This is a messenger RNA of Drosophila gunungcola (fruit fly), 4376 nucleotides long. RefSeq names its product chondroitin sulfate synthase 1 (gene Chsy). Bases 1035 to 3521 code for a protein of 828 amino acids. Gene Ontology annotation, molecular function: glucuronosyl-N-acetylgalactosaminyl-proteoglycan 4-beta-N-acetylgalactosaminyltransferase activity. The record is from RefSeq and is a predicted model, not a curated record. The transcript has 7 exons. Lineage: Eukaryota; Metazoa; Arthropoda; Insecta; Diptera; Drosophilidae. Gene Ontology annotation, cellular component: Golgi cisterna membrane.
AGCUAAAACGGGUCUCAAAAUUAUAAUCAUUGUGGUACCUUUUAAAAUUGCCUUCAUGUAGCCAAAAGUAUUAAUAUUAUUCCAGUAUCAGUUGCUUUACAAAUUUGUGCUUAACCAAAAACCAAUAACUAGUGCUAUUAUCAUUCUUUUGCUUUUAAAUUAAAGCAAGAAUACCAACGUUUUUUUUUCCUCAACCGAAAACCAAUAGUUGCAAAGCUAAUGGAAUGCCAGCGCCUUCCGUUUAUUUCUGAUGUGUGCUCCAGUUUACGCUUGCCGGCCUUUGAUUUGUAAACCAAAUAGUUUCCCGAGCUGUUUGUUUAUUUAAUUAGCAUUUGGUUAUGUGUGGACGGUGGGGCCGACGCACUGGAGAAGUGAAAUCAGCGCUAGAAUCUCCAACACUUUUCGCAAGGUGUCCGUUCGAAAAUUUCCGGACAACUGGACGUGGUACCCGACCAAUUGUACGUAACGUACGAUGUCCAAUUUAAGCCCGGGACCGCCAACGCAAUCGCCUUAAUUUAUAAAUAGAUUUAGAUUCCCCACGGGGCAAACCGUUUAUUUUCCAUCUCAAUCUCGGCUCAAGUGUCCGCGUCUCUCGAAGAUUGCCGGCUGGGGGAAUGGGAAUCGUUCAACGUGCACCGGACACCGGACACAACCGCACCAGUGCGUCCACGGCUAAUGGAAAACAAUUCCAGGAAAGCAAAGUACAAACUCAAAUAAGUGUGAAACCACUCAAAAAUCAAAUUUCGAUUUUACUCACGCAGCAAGUGCGGCUAAACUCGAAUCACGGGCAGAUGGAAUCCGAAUUCGGGGAAUUUUCGGGAUUUAAUUAUAACUCAGCAGCAAGUAUGCUAAUUUGUCCAGAACUUCUGAUUAUAAUAAAUACAAGAUUUAACGGGCUCGAGAUUUCCAUGAACGGCGCCUACUGAGUACCACUGCCACCAUCCCCCAUCCGACCUGAACCCCACCGAUUUGGCUACGAUUUAGCCGGGAUAUCCCACUACCACUACCACUCCCACUUCCACCCACAAUCCACGAUGCUGCAGCACACGAUGACGAAGCGCAAGACGCUGAUCAUCGCCUGCUUUGGGAUCGCAUUGGGCCUGUGCAUCGGCACCGUGCUGAAGAACUAUCGGGCACUGGAGAUCGUGAAGCGGUGCAGCCUGCGGCCCACGAACCUCAAGUCGCCGGCGGAGAUCAUUGGCCUGCGGGAGGAGGACAGCAUCCAGAAUUCGCAGCGCAAUCUGGUCUUCGUGGGCGUGAUGACGGCGAAGAGCUUCCUGGAGGGCAGGGCGCGGGCGGUGUAUGAUACGUGGGGCAAAGAGGUGCCCGGCCGGAUGGCCUUUUUCAGCUCCGAGGGCAGCUACUCGGAGGAUCUGCCGGUGGUGGGCCUGAAGAACGUCGACGACCGAUAUCCGCCGCAGAAGAAGAGCUUCAUGAUGCUGUACUACAUGUACGAGCACUACAUCGACCGCUUCGAGUGGUUCAUCCGGGCGGACGACGAUGUCUACAUGGAGCCGGCCAAGCUGGAGCGCUUCCUGCGCUCCAUCGACAGCUCCCGGCCGCAGUUCAUCGGCCAGGCGGGCAAGGGCAACAGCGAGGAGUUCGGCCUGCUGUCCCUCGAGUUCGACGAGAACUUCUGCAUGGGCGGGCCAGGGGUGAUCCUGAGCAGCGAGACCCUGCGCCGCGUGGCGCCCCACAUUCCCACCUGCCUGAAGAACCUCUACAGCACCCACGAGGACGUCGAGGUGGGCCGGUGUGUGCAGAAGUUCGCCGGCAUUCCCUGCACCUGGAACUACGAGAUGCAGUACAUCCUGCGGCACAACUCAAGCGGCCGAAAUGCAUACACGGGAAAACUGAAACGGAAGGAGAUCCACAAUGCCAUCACCCUGCAUCCCAUUAAACAGGCGCCACUCAUGUACCGAUUGCACUCCUACGUACAGGGUCUGAAGGCCGAGGAGAUGCGCCAGGAGUCGCUGCUCCUGCAUCGGGACAUCAAGCGGAUGGCCAAGUAUCUGGAGGUUCCGGACGAGAGCACCUACAUGCUGCCCAGCGUAUCACCGGAAAGCGAUUCGGGCAAAAGGCACUUCCAGGACCACAACAUAUUGGGAAUCAGUCCGGAAUUGAAUAAGUUCGUGCCCGGCAGCACCGACGACCUGCUGGACUGGUCCUUCAUCGCCCGCAGCCUGUACUCGGCCAGCUCGGCCAAUCCCAAGCAGAAGAUCGACUCGGCGAUGCGGGAGGGCCUGGAGGACGUGAUCACCGAGGUGAUGGAGAACAUCAACAACUACUCCCGCCAGCGGGGUCGGGUUAUCGAGUUCCGGGAGCUGCUCUACGGAUACCAUCGGCUGGACGCGCUGCAUGGCCAGGACCUCAUCCUCGACCUGCUGCUCAUCUACAAGAAGUAUCGCGGCAAGAAGAUGACGGUCCCGGUGCGAAGGCAUCUCUACGUCCAGCGCUCCUUCACUGGCAUCUUUGUCAAGGAGUUCGACGAGGACUUCUACAACGUCACCCUGCAGCAAAGUCUCUUGGGCAGCCUCUUCCAGAACGGAAUGGCCCGGCUGAGCAGCCACUUCACGAUGCCCAGCGGACUGCUGUCGCCGACGCAGGACAAGAUCGUGUUCGUGCUGCCGAUCGCCGGGCGACUGGGCACCUUCGAGCGCUUCCUGCGCACCUACGAGCGCGUUUGUGUGCGCGGCGAGCAGCACUGCGACCUGCUGGUGGUGAUCUUCGGCCCGCCCGAGGAGCUGGGCGACCACCUGCAGCUGCUCCACGAUCUGCACGGCAGGCAUGUGUACCAGCAGGUGAACUGGAUCCAGAGGAGCAGCGCAUUCUCGCGCGGCGUGGCUUUGGACGUGGCGGCCAGGUCCUCGUACAUCCGGCAGGAGGACAUCAUUCUGUUCAUCGACGUGGACAUGGUCUUCGAGGUGGCGACGCUGCAGCGGGUGCGGAUGCACACGCAGCGCGGCAAGCAGGUGUACCUGCCGAUCGUCUUCAGCCAGUACGAUCCGCAGAGGCGGAGUGGUGGCUCUGGCGAGGAUGAGGCCCCCCGGAUCGACGACGAGAGCGGCUACUUCCGGCAGUUCGGCUUCGGCAUAUGCGCCAUCUACAAGUCGGACAUCCUGGACGAGGACAUCAACGGCUUCGACAAGGACAUCACCGGCUGGGGCCUGGAGGAUGUCAAGUUCCUGGAGAAGAUCGUGCGGGUGGGCACGCGGCAGCGCGGCUUCCUGGCCAACACCGCCGAGGUGGCCAUGGACUACAACGAGGCCGCCGAGCAGUGGCGCCGCCUGAGCGUCUUCCGCGCCCCCGAUCCCACGCUCGUCCACAUCUACCACGAGAUCAGUUGCGACGUGCAGCUGGACGCCCCUCAGUACAACAUGUGCCUGGGCACCAAGGCCAACUCACUGGGCAGCACGCGCCUCAUGGAGCAGCUUUUCCUCAGCAGUCCGGAGAACGUCCAGUUUGCGGCGGACUUCAAUCGCCAGAAGCAACAGCAGCAGCAACAGCAGCAGGCCAGGUGAUCAUCCAAAUGCAGUGAUCCUUCAUACCCGAUCCCCACCAGCGAUUCUGCCACAUAGUAUUAUGCUUAAUGUUUCCUAAACUAGUGCGUGAGUGUGAGCCAAGCGACCGAUAUGCCAAAUCAAUUCGUUCGUUAGUCCUUUAAGCUAAGUUAGACAUCUAAUGAUCCAUACAUCCAUAGAUGAACAGUGAUGGGAUUGGUAUGGGUAAACUAGUAGUAGUAGUAUUUUUAUUAUUAAUAUAUCUUUGUAACUUGUAGCGUUAGGAAGAACAUUGAAAUAAAUUAAAUUUAAUUAAAUUAAAUUACAAAAUUAAAUAAGUCAAUGUCAAAAAAAAAACAAUUGAAAAAUGUCGAUACUAUUUUAAAUAUUUGAGUUUAUAAUAAUAAUUAUAUGCAUAGGGGUCAAUUCAAAAUUGAUAAGAGUAAAUUGAGAUCAAGUUGACCCAAAUAAAUAAAUACAAUUUGUUCCUAUGUAGACUUGCCACAAAAAUAAAAACAUAGAGAAGUGAAUCAAUAAAUAUCAUUAAUUAGUAUUUAAAAUAUUAAUAGACCUUAGAGAAUACUUUUUUUUUAAUAUAUUAUAUAAUUUAAGUCAAGUAAAGGUAGUAAUGGUGGCAGGAGCAGAUCAAGAGUACAUUUUUAAAAUCUUGAAAUUCUUUCCUAAUAUAUUACCAUCUAUUCCACCAACACUUUUCCCAUCACUGUAGAUAGCCAUGUAUUUCACUAGCCAAAAACGUGUUGACAAAAAAUAUGCAUUCACAACAAGUUAACUUAAUACUUGAUUUUCCACUCAAAUAAACACUUAAUUGUAUUAGGGAUAUGUUUAUUUAAAAAUAAAACCAAACGUCUUUCAUUU